CCACCCAACUUGGCCACCAUGUUUGCGAUUGAUCGUUGGAACUACUCUUUACAGAAUCGCUGAACGACGAUUGUAACGACCGAGAUAGCGCCGGUGGUUAGACAACGACGCCUUCCAGAAACGCACCCAAGGUUGACCAUAGCCACGAUAAACUGAGUGAGUCGCUGUAUCCUUAAGCUGAACGGGGGAGGGGUGAAAUCCAAGUGACGUCUUUGGCGACAUCUACCCUGUUAAAGCUCCGAGCGCUCUGCAUUCAGUCAGACAGCACGCAGAGAAGGCAGCAAGAGGUAUCUACAGACGCUCAGACGCGGCGCACUCAUUUCGCAGUGAAGGAACGCAGAAAGGAAGAUGGUCUAGGCACGAAAUUUCAAUACAAAAUCUACGAGUGUAAUUGCAUUACAUUCAUAGUGCGCGCAAGGUUCGCUCAAGUUUUUCGUCUCGACACUCGUCUCCUCUUUGAGAGAUACGUUCCCAUGCGAUUCUUCAGACUCACAUUUAAGUGUUUCGUGGAUUGUUUUUGAGGGUGCUGUUUAAUUCAGUGUUUUUUCAUUCAUGAGCGUUUUCUAGUUCGUUUUAUCUUAUUUUAUAACGGAAUUUUACCAACCUUACCAACAUCCCAGUUGCCAAUUUCGCCAACAAAUCUGACUGCCUGCUCAUCGUUGAGCAUUUGACACUGCGAAACGAUUACUGAAAAAUAAAUUCUACCUACUGACUUGCAUCCCUUUCAGGGACCUGAAAGGACCAGAUCCUAUUAAUAAAUAGGGUGAUAUUCUCACUUAUUCCCUACUUCUCAGUGUUGUCUGGACGUUGAGGGCGUUUUGUUUACAAGUGUAUAAUUGGAAUGGAGAAAUCUUCUUUUAACAAUGACUGCUGUGAUGUGAACGUGGUCCUAGGGGAAGAGAGGAAGGGUCACCUCAUCCCUAAUGGAAAUGGACAUCAAGGCGUAAAUGGAACCAUUAUUGGAGGCGCCGGCGCGGCCGGUGCUGGGGCUCCACCUGGAACGGUGUCCGCGGCGGUCAAAGUGGGAUACCAAGAAAGAGAGACUUGGACCAGACAGAUGGAUUUCAUAAUGUCCUGCGUGGGGUUUGCAGUAGGGCUGGGAAACGUUUGGCGUUUUCCUUACCUCUGCUACAAAAACGGAGGAGGAGUGUUCCUCAUCCCAUAUGGGCUGUUCAUAUUCUUGGGCGGUAUUCCCAUCUUCUUCCUGGAGAUUGCUCUGGGUCAGUUCAUGAAGGCUGGAAGUAUCAACGUUUGGAACAUUGCACCGUUGUUCAAAGGACUGGGCUAUGCGUCAAUGGUGAUCGUCUUCUUCUGCAACACCUACUACAUCAUGGUUCUGGCGUGGGGCUUCUACUACUUCAUCAAGUCCUUCAGCGGCACCCUGCCCUGGGCCACCUGCGACAACGAGUGGAACACGGACAGCUGCAUCGAGAUCUUCCGCCACGACGAAUGCGUUAACGGAACCAUCGGCAACGCCACCUUCGGCAACAUGACAUGCGCGGAGUUAGCAGAAGGACGUUCUCCCAUCAUCGAGUUCUGGGAGAACAAGGUACUGAACAUCUCUGAGGGGCUGGACCAUCCCGGCGAAUUCAACUGGGAGCUGAUGCUGUGUCUGCUGGCCGUGUGGAUCAUGGUGUACUUCUGUGUGUGGAAGGGGGUGAAGUCAACAGGAAAGAUCGUGUAUUUCACUGCCACGUUCCCGUACAUCGUGCUGAUUAUCCUGCUGGUGCGAGGGGUGACUCUGCCUGGGGCCUAUGAUGGGAUCAUGUACUACCUUAAGCCUAACUGGUCUAAACUGUGGGAGGCUCAGGUCUGGAUUGAUGCCGGCACACAGAUCUUUUUCUCUUAUGCCAUCGGUCUGGGGGCUCUCACAGCUCUUGGCAGCUACAACAGAUUCAACAACGAUUGCUAUCAGGAUGCGUUUGUACUGGCCUUGAUAAACAGCGGCACCAGCUUCUUUGCCGGCUUUGUGGUUUUCUCCAUUCUGGGCUUCAUGGCCUCUGAACAAGGAGUGGACAUCUCUAAAGUGGCUGAAUCAGGCCCCGGCUUGGCAUUCAUCGCCUACCCAAAGGCCGUCUCUAUGAUGCCGGUGGCGCCGGUGUGGGCAGCUCUCUUCUUCUUCAUGCUGUUACUUCUGGGACUUGACAGUCAGUUUGUUGGAGUGGAAGGUUUUGUAACUGGGAUUCUUGAUAUUUAUCCUGGAAAGUAUUCCUUUCGCUAUCAGCGUGAAAUCGCUGUGGCAAUCAGCUGUACGAUGUGCUUCAUAAUAGAUCUCUCCAUGGUUACACAGGGAGGGAUGUAUGUCUUCCAGCUGUUUGAUUAUUACUCUGCCAGCGGUAUGACCCUGUUGUGGCAGGCAUUCUGGGAGUGCGUGGUUGUCGCCUGGGUCUACGGUGCUGACAGGUUUAUGGAUGACAUAGCUCGUAUGAUCGGUUACCGGCCUUUCCCUUGGAUAAAGUGGUGCUGGUCGUUUAUUACUCCAUGUGUUUGCAUGGCUAUCUUCCUGUUUCACCUGAUCAACUACAAGCCUCUUACUUACAACAAUGUGUACGUUUACCCGUGGUGGGGUGAAGUGGUCGGUUGGUGUAUGGCUCUCUCCUCCAUGCUUUGCAUCCCUGUUAGCCUGCUCUACAAGCUCUCCGGACCCAUGGGAACAUUCAAAGAGCGCUGGGCGGACCUGACUAAACCAGUGUGGGGUCCCCAUCACCUUGAAUACAUGACUUCUGAUGCCGAUUUCAAAAGCCUGGGCUGCCCUCUCUCUCCUAGCUCGGAGGAGAGCAAGGUCAUCAUCUUUGAGAGUGUCAUGUAGACAGAGGUUUGCAAAGGAGGACGCCUCCAAAGACAAGCUGCCGAGAAAGCUACUGUUUCUUUUUUAUUUCUUUUUUUUUAACAAAACGGCAUAAAAGCCAAAGUAUCCUCUGUCACCAAAUCACAAUCUUCCACAUUUUGAAUACCAGACCAGGCCUUUGCAUUUCAGAGAUCUGACCUCUUUCUUUAUUAUGCAAUCCCAUUCUGAAUGUCCUGUCCGUCUAUUCCACCUCAUGAAACAAGUGUUUUAAACAUUCAGAUGAUUCUUUUUUUUUUUUGUCAUGACUGAUGUCCAUCAGUGAUAUUUCUGUCCAAAUUCACUCCUUUUUUCUUUGGCUAUCAUUGAUUUGCUCUGUUGUUUUGUUUUUUUUAAAACCAUAGCAGUAUUUCUCCACCAUGAGUAGUUGGAAAGGCAGCUUGUCUUGGGAGGCUGUAGGUGUGGCGCGGGUCCUGUGUAUCUCGCAUCAGGCCGGAGCUCCGCAGGGUGUGGGCCGCCCUCACCCUUCUGACCACUGCAGAAUUCCCACAGGCCAGCUCUCUCACAAUGCAAUCUGCUAGGGGCCUCCUUAAACUCGACACUUUACUCCAGGACUUCAUAACCAGCACAGUGUACAGGCAGAGGGAAGCUUUGAGAGGGACUAGGGAACUGUUGACCAUGCCGAGUGGAGGUACUGUCUGUCUGAGGUGUGUGGACAUCUUAGGGGAGGGACUGGGAUUUUUCCUCAGCACCUCCUUUGACCUUUCACCUCUUCACACAGCACCACUCUUGGUCACAGUCCUGGAGAGUUAGUCUGAAUGCAUCACCCAUCCAAACACUCGUACAAGUACUCCAGUUGAUAUUCAUAAAUGCUUGUCUAAGCAACUGUGCUUGAAAUUAGACGCAAAUGAGCACAGAAUCACAGAAUUCUCAUUAAAAAAAAUUCAGCUGAUUAUACUUAAAUACUGAUUUGACAAUCACAAACUAUUCAAUAGACACGAUUGCACACGUAUCUGGUUUGAUUUCAGGCCAACUCUUGUAAAGGUGAUGGGAUGCAUAGUCUGAUGCAUGCUGGUCCCUGGCACGACACAGUUGCCAAACUGUCAGUCAAAGCCAACACUUUGUCUGAUGAGCACAAGUUUUGUUUAAAGUGUCUUUCAAGAUGACAGGAGACCUCAGUAUUCUGAUGUAACAAACACACUUUUAAGUUUUUUUUAAGUGCCAAAGGGAACAUGUUGUCUAUCUCUGGCUGUUUUACAGAGAAUGGUUUUGGUUGCCAUAAAAAAAAUCACCAUCUAUACUUUUUCUUCUGCCUAGAUCAGUUUAACAUACUGUUUCUUCCAAGUAAAUGUAUUGCUUAAUAAAGGGAAACUUACUGAAAGGUCUCAUUGCAGCUCGGACUUAAGGGGCCGUCUGACUCUUGGCAAAUAUGUUUGACAACCACAAAAGCAUUAGUCAUACGUAGUUACCAGAGCAAAGUGUUGGAGCCCAAUUUUUUAUGUAGUGUAGUCCAAUUUUUUAGGGGGUGUAUUUGGAUACACACAGGCAGCAUCAUCACAUUGAACAAUGGAACCACCCUUGAAGUACAGCCCAUGAUGUCCAAAAAGGGCCUACCAAACACAUGGCGCCUUGACAGCAGGAGUAACUGACUGUUCCAGUGUCAUAUGGACCUCAGCUAUUUAUAUCAUAACCUGAACUGAGGAUUGUUGAGCCUGUUGUCAGUCCGGUGGUAAAAAUAUCAGUAGUCUCUGUAGUCUUCUCUUUACUGGGUUAGGCUGGGUCUGAUGGUGGCCAGCAGAUGAGCAGCAGCUGCAGAACUGUGAGACGCACAGAGACGCACAGACACACAAACAUGCACACACCCCCGACACACACUACACCACGUUUGUGUUCCUUUGACUUUUGUGCUGCAGUCGCAGUUUAGAGGGUGGACAAUUAGUUGCCAAAUUUUGCCUUUUAAUGAAAGAAAGAUUUGUCUUAAGUCUAGCAGCCCAUUGUCGAAUAGCCAAGUCAAACACCAGGUCUCCCAGCUCACUGCCUUCAGAGUUCACCUGUGGGAAUUCUGCCCUGUGCAUCGUAAAUCAUUGUAACUAUACAAUAUAAUUAGAAUGUAAAAUAAACUACAUAAUGUAAGGCUCCAGAACUACAUUUGCACAUUGUUGUAUAAUAAUCUUGCUAGCACUUUACAAUCGUGUUAGAAUAAGAUUCUCUUUGUUUUUGUUUUACAUCUUGUGAAAUAAAUCAGAGAUUUAUUUUGUGAAGGCUUUUAUUUUGCUAACAUAUACAAAUGCAUAUUAGAUAUCUUUUGUGUGCUAUAUUUUGAACGUUUGAUGCAGUAUGCGGUUUUGGAAAGCAUAAAUGUAUCCCCCUGAACUGCUGCAAUGCAGCAUCAGAAUGGAUAAUACGAUGGAUAGCACAUUGAAUGGAUUUUAAUUUCAUUUUCAAGUGCUACAGUGUUGAAAGUGUUAGAUUCUGUCUUUGUGUGCUUAAUCUUCAGUAUUGUCCUGACCACCCAGAGCUCCAUUAAGGUUUUAUAUAUAUAAUGACAGGUUUCAUUCGUUGAUGGGAUUCAUUUUCAUUCAUAUUGGGAAGGAUGAGGUUCAGGUGGGAGAGGCAGCAGUCUCAUCACUCUCUUUCCAGCAUAGCCUCAUUACCCAUUGUAAAAGGGACAGUGUUGAUUAAUGCUCAAAUGUUUACCCUGUGAUGUUCUUUUUACCCUAUUUUUUUUUAUUUUCCUCUACUUUGACUCAUUCCCCAAAGUCUCAAAACGGAAACCUUGGCAGGCUAUAAUAACUGCUGCAAAGAUCCUGCUGUAUGUCAUUUACCGAAGUGUGACAGGACCAAAAAAGUUCUCUCAAAACAAAAAAAUCUUCAAACGAGCAUUUGAGCUGCCAAUGCCUUCUUUACUCUCAGUAGUAAAACAGAAGUGCCCAGAGGUCAGUGGACGCACAGGCAACACCGGUUUAGCUGGCAGUGGUGGUCCAACCGACCUACCAUCCAUCCACAUUGAAAGAUACAAUCAGUGUGACCAGAAUGUUUUUUUUAACCUAUGCCAUCUAUAUAGUCCAUUUCGUAGCCUGGGUGGGUCAGUUGAUUUAGCAUUCUAAUAUAGUAAGUAUAUGUAAUUAAAAAAAUUAAAAUGACAUUACCAAAAAAAAUUAUAAAUGUCUGUAUUGUCAUGUAUGUGCUCUGCCAAAUUGUUCUUGACAGUAUCUUUACUCCAAAGGGUUAUUUAGAAAUGAUUGCAUUUAUGAAUAAAUAUCAAAAUGCAGUAGAAUAUAUUAUGGUUCGCUGAUUGGGGUUCAAACUAAAAACUACAAUAAAAAAUGUAGUCAUGAUAUCCUCACUUCGAUAGAAAUGUGCAAUGCAUAAAAAGGGACUACUGUAAAUUUUGUAAAUGUUAAACACCAGUAAGUAAUCCUCUUUAUUUCAAUAGAUAUAUAGUUUAUUGUAAUGGAUAUAUGUUUCCCAUCUAUGAGUUUGUGAAUGGAUAAUUAACAUCAUUUAUCAGCAAAUGUGAAGUCUUCAUAUCUCACCUAGCUUUGGAGAAUUAUACUGUCUUGAAAAUUCACUAUAGCACUGUUGACUCGCUAUACUUAACGGAUCUUUAACCCUCAUUACUGUGCAUUGUAACAAACUGUGAGAUGUAACAUUGGUCUUCCAUUCAUGAUCUAAUGUACAGUAGUGAUGCAGAGAUAAAUGUACUAUGUGUGUGUAUAAAUAUACUGUAUACUUCUGUAUGUAUAUGUGUGCUAACAUCAUUAAGGAGUUCCAUCAGUCUUGCAGAUCCCCUCACAACAGAUGAAGGGCUUCAUGCUUGAUACCACUGUGAUUUUGUGCUAAAACAAAUCCACUGUCCUGAAUCAAAAUAACAAAUGGCAAUAAAACUAACUGAAAAACA
Molecule: messenger RNA, 6686 nt
Organism: Clupea harengus (Atlantic herring)
Lineage: Eukaryota; Metazoa; Chordata; Actinopteri; Clupeiformes; Clupeidae
Gene: slc6a8
Product: solute carrier family 6 member 8
Biological process (GO): sodium ion transmembrane transport; nitrogen compound transport; amino acid transport
Cellular component (GO): plasma membrane
Molecular function (GO): gamma-aminobutyric acid:sodium:chloride symporter activity
Source: RefSeq, a predicted model, not a curated record